Molecule: messenger RNA, 728 nt
Organism: Glycine soja
Lineage: Eukaryota; Viridiplantae; Streptophyta; Magnoliopsida; Fabales; Fabaceae
Product: sm-like protein LSM6A
Exons: 4
Coding region: 235-510 (91 amino acids)
Biological process (GO): mRNA splicing, via spliceosome; maturation of SSU-rRNA
Cellular component (GO): sno(s)RNA-containing ribonucleoprotein complex; P-body; U6 snRNP
Molecular function (GO): RNA binding
Source: RefSeq, a predicted model, not a curated record
AAUAACACAUACUACCAUAUUUUUAUUUACGUCUUUAUAUGUUGCUGUUUCACUCCGCUCGUAGUUGUAUCACAUUGGUUUAUUUUGAAACCCUAAAGUUUGCCCCCUUACACGUUUUUUGUCUUCUUUUUUCUCCCAUCUUUGUUUCGAGAAGCAUUUGACGAAGAGAAGAGACAGUGAAUUGCGGUUUCAAUUCAACCCACUUCAUCUCAGGUGUUUGAAGUUGAGAUAAAAAUGAGCGGAACAGAGAAAGCAGGAUCAGGAACCACCAAAACCCCCGCCGAUUUCCUCAAAUCCAUUCGUGGGAGGCCGGUUGUCGUCAAGCUCAAUUCUGGUGUUGAUUACAGAGGUAUACUUGCUUGUCUAGAUGGCUAUAUGAAUAUUGCAAUGGAGCAGACAGAGGAGUACGUCAAUGGACAACUGAAGAACAAGUAUGGUGACGCUUUCAUCCGAGGGAAUAAUGUUCUAUACAUCAGUACCUCAAAGAGGACUCUAGCAGAGGGGGCUUAGAAAGUAUAGGAAUCUGAUAUUUUUUUUUAAUGUUUGGAAGACGCUUAUAGUUUUGAAAGGCUUAUUGGACUGCCCUGCCUUUAUGUUUCAACUCUCGCCUAUUGUAACUUAUUUGCCCUGGUUAUAUUUUCAAGGUAAAACGGUAUGACCAGUUUGUAAAAUGCUCGUUGACAUAUUUUAGUAGAAUAUUUUAGCCUGUUUUGAAAAUUCAAAACAAA